Messenger RNA from Lytechinus variegatus (green sea urchin), 3314 nucleotides. Its product is annotated as solute carrier organic anion transporter family member 4A1-like. Gene Ontology annotation, biological process: transmembrane transport; sodium-independent organic anion transport. NCBI's taxonomy places the organism in Eukaryota, Metazoa, Echinodermata, Echinoidea, Temnopleuroida, Toxopneustidae. The transcript is spliced from 11 exons. Bases 290 to 2554 code for a protein of 754 amino acids. The record is from RefSeq and is a predicted model, not a curated record. Gene Ontology annotation, cellular component: membrane.
CUGCGUUAAAGAACCUCGUAUUUGAUUGACAGUGAGUAGAUUUAGUCUACAUGCUGAGCUCCAUCUGCUAAUUGUCAUAGGUAACAAUAGAAAGAGGGUACACUUGUUAAACUUCUUUCAAACAAGCCUCUAUAUAAUUUUAUCAACGUGCCUCGUGAUUUAGCAUAAGCCUAGCUAACGGAGAUUCAUUACGCGGGACAAUAACUCUGGAUUUAUAUUCCUACGAGGAGUGAAUUUUUUAUCACGUGAAAAGGCAUGACUAGAUUGGAAGUUUUGAUCGAAUGAAGAGAUGUGCAACAUCUCCAUCAAAAUGACCAUCGCCUCCUCCCAAUCCCUCACAUCAAAACCAGAUAUCCCUUACGACGGAUGCAAGUACAGCGAAGUAACAACCGCUGAGGAGGGUGAUGAUGGGACUCAAAGUAACGAGAAGAAAUGGAUCCAUUCCGAAACCAUGGAAACUCCGGGUUGCAGUACGGUCGGUGAUGAGAAUGAUAGGAUGAUGCAGCCGGGUUUAGAGAAAGGUGGAAAGAGUCUUAAUAAUGGAGGAGCGCAAGGAGAAGAAGUAUGCGGAUAUACGUUGGAAGAAGAAGGAGAUACUGGUACCAAAGAGAAGCUAGAUGUAGAUCCUGAUCUUGGAUCCUUAAGAUGGGGUUGGGGAAGAUGGACUCCAAAGUGCACACAGCGGUUUAACUCGGCACCUUGGCUUUUGGUUUUCUUAAGCGCACUCGUAUUUUUCCAAGGUAUGGUGGGCAGCGGGCUUACCGGCAGCAAUGCAACGUCAAUUGAACGUCGAUUCCAACUACGAAGCCAAGACUACGGUUUUCUCGUCAGCACGUACGAAACAACCCAUAUCAUCUUCACACUCUUCGUCGCUUUCAAAGGAGGGCGUGGCCACAAGGUCAAGUGGGUUGCUAUUGGCUCCUUGAUUAUAGGAAUGAGCUCUCUUUUAUUUGCGCUGCCCCAUUUCACGACCGACAGAUAUGAGAACUUCAAUGAUGAGCACGGCGAUCUUGGUAUCUGCGAGUUCGAAGAGAAUACUAGUAGCGAACUCGACGUAACAGAUGAGAAGUGCCGAGAUGGUCAAAACGAUGAUAAUUUAUCACGUUAUAUCUAUCUAUUUGGAGCUGCAGAAGUCCUCUUGGCAAUGGGUUCUAUUCCAAUAUACACGCUUGGUAUUACAAUACUUGACGAAAGUGUGACGCUUAGAAAUAACGGCGUUUUUCUAGGUGUUUUCUAUGCUGUUAGUACAUUAGGGCCAGCGGUAGGGUACGUGGUAGCUGGUCUUUGUCUCACAAUAUUCACUGACAUUCACCUACCAGAGGGGGUGGAGCUUACAGAUGGCGAUCCUGGAUGGGUAGGGGCUUGGUGGAUCGGUUAUGUCAUAGCUGGUGUCUGUAUUCUACUCAUCUCUAUUCCUCUCGGAGCAUUCCCAAGGGAAUUACCCACAACUGCCAAAAUUCGAUUGGAGAAGGAAUGUGAAGCGCACGCCAAUGCCGGGGCGGAUAUCACGGCACAACCGAGUUUCGGAUCACGACCCGGUGACCUGCUGAAAGCAAUCAAAUACAUAUUGGUUAACCCAACCUACAUGUGCAUCACUUUGGCCGGAUGUUCGGACUCUUUGAUGAUCACUGCAUUUGGAGUCUUUCUGCCAAAGUUCAUUGAGAAUCAGUUUGCAACGACGGCUACCGUAGCAACGACCAUUGUUGGUACCUGUAUUGUUCCUGGUGGGGUACUUGGUGUGCUAUUUGGAGGUUGGAUUAUCCGUAGAUUUCGUCUAAGUGUAGUUGGAACGAUUAAAUUCUGUCUUCUGUUGACGAUCAUAACAACACUCACAUUACCUACCAUGCUCAUCAGAUGCCCACAAACUGAUUUAGCAGGUGUUCUAGUGAGCUAUGAACACAACGAUUCUAACAGCUACAUGCCAAGCGAGUUAGAUUUGAUCCACACUUGUAAUGAAGCAUGCCUUUGUUCAACCGCUCGCUACCUUCCUGUGUGCCUACAAGAAUAUGAUAUUGAGUUCUUCAGUCCUUGCCAUGCAGGCUGCACCAUUGAUUAUGAAAAUGGGACGUACACUGAUUGCUCAUGCGCAUUAUUUGUUUCUGGUGGUUUGUCAUCAUCGGUAAUAUCUGGGAAGUGUAAGAGUGGUUGUUUCAUCCUUCCUGUCUUCGUAACUCUUUUUAUUCUUAUUCUAGUGGUUUUGUUUAUGCCUAUGGUUCCAGCAACAAACGUCACAUUAAGAUGUGUUCCUGAAUCACAGAGACCAAUGGCACUAGGUGUUCAGUCUAUGAUAGUCAGAUGCUUAGGCUCCAUUCCAGGCCCUAUCUUAUUUGGAAUAAUCAUCGACAGCACAUGCUUGCAAUGGCAGGAAACAUGCAGUGGUCACGGAUCAUGUUGGCUUUACGAUAAUAAAAGCUUUGCUUGGAGACUAGCUAUUAUAUCUUGUGUGCUCAAAGUGAUGUGUGGAUUCCUGUAUGCCUUGGCUUUGUUCAGUUAUAAGCCAGCAACGCAGUCUCAAGCCAAUCAAAAAGACACUGAUCGUUCUUAUGUUUCGUAGUUGAAAGCUGGAAUCACAAUAACGUCUACAAAACAUUUUUCUAUUUAUACAUAUUUAUUCGCACCUGCACAAUUUUCUCUCCGAGAGUGGAUUGGAAAAAAAAAAGUCAAUGUUGAUUCGUUAUGAUUAUUUUAAUCCCCCAUGCCUCCUCUCCUUAUGAUUAUGUUGGAACAAUUCAAACCAAACUUGAAGAUCUACUUUUUCUUAUAUCCUGAUCAUGCAUACACUUGACUUAGAACAAUAUUGUCACUGCCUGGUAAUUUGUAUAUAUUUUAUCUCCUGUGCUGACCAGAGAUGGCAUCUCAAAGCUCUUUGAAUUUUGUGGAAAAGGCGCUAUAGAAAUUUAAACUAUAUUAUCAUUUAAACCUUUAUAUUAUGUGGUACGUUUGUGUGCUAAGAGCUUAUGAUCAGUGUGGCGUGAUUAAAGAUAAUAAUGGAAAUUCAUCAUAAAUUAUAUAUCAAUGUAACAAAGGAACAUUUCAAAACACCUUUUCCAAAUGAAUUUAUCCUAUACCAUGGUAAAUAAUCGAUCUGGUUUAACAUUAGCAAAUUUCAGUCCAGAACCUUUAUAUCGCUUUUUUUCCAAUAAAGAAUUUUGUGGAAGAGAGAAAAAAGAAUGGGUAUGAUUAUGAGUGGAUCGUUAAUGUGAAUCUUAUUUUUGUGAAUUGAUUAAAUGCAGUCUCAAAUAUAUCUGUAAAGCGCUUAGGGACAACAUUCACAUGUAUUAAGCGCUAUAUAAUUAUUAUAUAAUGAUAAUAAU